AUGGCAAACUCAAUCCCCUGGACCCAAAUCAAAGCCCUCUCCUUCGACAUCUACGGCACAUUCACGGAUUGGGAAAACGGCAUCGCCAAAGCCGCCCGCGCCACAGCACUAGGCCCUUACCUCCCCAAAGACCACCGCGAACUGAUGCUCUCCAUCGAACGCCACGACACGACAGUGCAGAGAGAAUACCCCACCUGGAAGCAGCGAGACAUCAUCGCAGAGGGCCUCCGUCGCUACGCCAAGGAGCUCAAAGUCGUCGAGAACGGCCACCUCACCCAGGACCAAAUCGAAGACGCCGUGAAGUCGUACGGCGGCAAGAUUGGAACGUAUCCCGCGUUCGAGGAUACUGUCGCCGGGGUCCAGAAAUUGGGGAAGCGUUACAAACUCAUUCCGCUUUCGAAUGUUGAUAAGCAGUCUUUCCAGGUCACGCUUGAUGGGCCGUUGAAGGGGAUCGACUUUGAUGCGAUUUAUACGGCCGAGGAUAUUGGCUCGUAUAAGCCUGACCUCAAGAAUUUCCACUACCUGUUAGAGCAUGUCAAGUCGGACUUUGGGGUGGAGAAGGAUCAGCUGGUCCAUGUGGCGCAGAGCUUGUUCCACGACCAUGGCCCCGCGAAGCAACUUGGGUUGCAGUCAGUGUGGGUGGAUCGAAAGGGCAUCAUGGGCAAUCCUGAUGCGGUGGAGAAUCCUCAGGAGAGGUUUGGGUAUAAGUUGAAGGUGGACACUUUGGGCGAGUUGGCUGAAAUUGUGGAGGAGGCUUUCAGUAAGGCUUAG
Molecule: messenger RNA, 771 nt
Organism: Zasmidium cellare ATCC 36951
Lineage: Eukaryota; Fungi; Ascomycota; Dothideomycetes; Mycosphaerellales; Mycosphaerellaceae
Exons: 1
Coding region: 1-771 (256 amino acids)
Source: RefSeq, a predicted model, not a curated record